Tupaia belangeri chinensis (Chinese tree shrew) is the source of this 6138-nucleotide messenger RNA. It is a transcript of the gene TRPM1, whose product is annotated as transient receptor potential cation channel subfamily M member 1. Gene Ontology annotation, biological process: protein tetramerization; metal ion transport; monoatomic cation transmembrane transport. The transcript has 29 exons. The record is from RefSeq and is a predicted model, not a curated record. Gene Ontology annotation, molecular function: calcium channel activity. Bases 1 to 4992 code for a protein of 1663 amino acids. Lineage: Eukaryota; Metazoa; Chordata; Mammalia; Scandentia; Tupaiidae. Gene Ontology annotation, cellular component: plasma membrane.
AUGGGCCCUGCCCACCCAGAGGGCCCUGCUGUAGGCCCGGCCAGCCCAGGCCACCACCGCCCCGUGGGCUCCGUGUGGAAGAUGAGCAGCUCCUUCAAGCGGGGCUCGCUCAAGAGCUCCACGUCAGGUUCCCAGAGGGGUCAGAAAGCUUGGAUAGAGAGAACCUUCUGCAAGCGCGAGUGCAUCUGUGUAAUUCCCAGCACCAAAGACCCCAGCAGUGCGUCUGUGCCGAGCUCAGCCGGCGUCUUCCAAAGCCCUGCCUCCAGAGAGGAGUCCCCGACACCUGUCGCCUCCGAGGGUGGCUCCGAGACAGCUCUGGGGGAGAGCAGGCAGGGGGAGCCGCAGCCGGAGAAAUGGUGCACCAGCAAGCACACGCAGAGCUACCCCACCGACUCCUACGGCACCCUCGAGUUCCAGGGCGGCGGGUCCUCCAACAAGGCCCUGUACAUCCGUGUGUCCUAUGACACCAAGCCGGACGCACUGCUGCACCUCAUGGUGAAGGACUGGCAGCUGGAGCUCCCCACGCUCCUGGUCUCUGUGCAUGGCGGCCUGCGGAACUUCGAGAUGCAGCCCAAGCUGAAGCACGUCUUCGGGAAAGGCCUGAUGAAGGCCGCCAUGACCACUGGGGCCUGGAUCUUCACCGGGGGCGUCAGCACUGGUGUCAUCACCCACGUGGGGGACGCCCUGAAAGACCACUCAUCGAAGUCCAGGGGUCGGGUCUGUGCAAUCGGAAUUGCUCCAUGGGGCAUGGUGGAAAACAAGGAGGACCUGGUUGGCAAGGAUGUGACGAGAGUGUACCAGACCAUGGCCAACCCCCUCAGCAAGCUCUCCGUGCUCAACAGCUCCCACACGCACUUCAUCCUGGCUGACGAUGGCACCCUGGGCAAGUACGGUGCCGAGGUGAGGCUGCGCAGGCAGCUGGAGAAGCACAUCUCUCUGCAGAAGAUCAACACGCGACUGGGGCAGGGCGUGCCUGUCGUGGGCCUGGUGGUGGAGGGGGGCCCCAACGUGGUCUCUGUGGUCCUGGAGUACCUCCGGGAAGACCCGCCGGUGCCCGUGGUGCUCUGUGACGGCAGCGGACGAGCCUCGGACCUCCUAUCCUUCGCGCACAAGUACUGCGAGGACGGCGGGGGCAUCAGCGAGUCCCUCAGGGACCAGCUGCUGGUGACCAUCCAGAAAACCUUCAGCUACGGCAGGACGCAGGCGCAGCAGCUGCUGGCCAUGAUAUCGGAGUGCAUGAAGAAGAAAGAGCUGGUCACCGUGUUCAGGAUGGGUGCCGAGGGACAGCAGGACAUCGAGAUGGCGAUUCUGACCGCGCUGCUGAAGGGGACAAACGCUUCAGCACCUGAUCAGCUGAGCCUGGCCCUGGCCUGGAACCGUGUGGACAUCGCGCGAAGCCAGAUCUUCGUCUUCGGGCCCCACUGGCCGCCUCUGGGAAGCCUGGCACCCCCAGCGGAUAGCAAAGCUGCAGAGAAGGAGAAGAAGCCAGCCACAGCCACCACCAGGGGCGGGAGAGGAAAAGGGAAGGGAAAGAAGAAAGGAAAAGCCAAGGAGGAGGCAGAGGAGGAGACUGACCCCCGGAAGAUUGAGCUGCUGAACUGGGUGAACGCCUUGGAACAGGCCAUGCUGGAUGCUCUGGUGCUGGAUCGGGUUGACUUCGUGAGGCUGCUGAUCGAGAACGGGGUGAACAUGCAGCACUUCCUCACCAUCCCGAGGCUGGAGGAGCUGUACAACACGAGGCUGGGUCCCCCGAACACGCUGCACCUGCUGGUGAGGGACGUGAAGAAGAGCAAUCUGCCGCCCGACUACCACAUUAGCCUCAUAGACAUCGGGCUGGUGCUGGAGUACCUGAUGGGCGGGGCCUACCGCUGCAACUACACGCGCAAGAGCUUCCGGACCCUCUACAACAACCUGUUCGGGCCCAAGCGGCCGAAGGCGCUGAAGCUUCUGGGAAUGGAAGAUGACGAGCCUCCAGCCAAAGGGAAGAAGAAGAAGAAGAAGGAGGAGGAGGCCGAGGUGGAUGUGGACGACCCUGCCGUGAGCCGCUUCCAGUACCCCUUCAACGAGCUGCUGGUGUGGGCCGUGCUCAUGAAACGCCAGAAGAUGGCGGUGUUCCUGUGGCAGCGCGGCGAGGAGGGCAUGGCCAAGGCCCUGGUGGCCUGCAAGGUCUACAAGGCCAUGGCCCACGAGUCCUCCGAGAGCGAGCUGGUGGACGACAUCUCCCAGGACCUGGACAACAACUCCAAGGACUUCGGCCAGCUGGCCCUGGACCUGCUGGAUCAGUCCUACAGGCACGACGAGCAGGUGGCCAUGAAGCUGCUGACCUACGAGCUGAAGAACUGGAGCAACUCCACCUGCCUCAAGCUGGCCGUGGCUGCCAAGCACCGCGACUUCAUCGCACACACCUGCAGCCAGAUGCUGCUGACCGACAUGUGGAUGGGCCGGCUGCGCAUGCGCAAGAACCCCGGCCUGAAGGUCAUCAUGGGGAUCCUCUUCCCCCCCACCAUCCUCUUCCUGGAGUUCCGUGCGCACGACGACCUGUCCUAUCAGACGUCCGAAGAGGGCAAGGACGGCCGGGAGAAGGAGGAGGAGAACACGGACGCAAACGCAGACGCCGGUUCGAGGAAGGGGGACGAGGAGAGCGCGGUCAGAAAGCAGAGGAGCAUCCCCAUCGGCACCAAGAUCUGCGAGUUCUACAACGCACCCAUUGUCAAGUUCUGGUUCUACACGAUCUCCUACCUGGGCUACCUCCUGCUGUUUAACUACGUCAUCCUGGUGCGGAUGGACGGCCGGCCCUCGCUGCAGGAGUGGGUGGUCAUCGCCUACAUUCUGAGCCUGGCGCUGGAGAAAAUACGAGAGGUCCUCAUGUCGGAGCCGGGCAAGCUGAGCCAGAAGGUGAGGGUGUGGCUGCAGGAGUACUGGAACGUCACGGACCUCGUGGCCAUCUCCCUGUUCGCGGCCGGCGUGGCCCUCCGCCUGCAGAGCCAGCCCUACAUGGGCUACGGCCGCGUGAUCUACUGCGUGGACAUCAUCCUCUGGUACAUCCGCGUCCUGGACAUCUUCGGGGUCAACAAGUACCUGGGGCCCUACGUGAUGAUGAUCGGGAAGAUGAUGAUCGACAUGCUCUACUUUGUGGUCAUCAUGCUGGUGGUGCUCAUGAGCUUCGGGGUGGCCCGCCAGGCCAUCCUGCACCCGGAGGAGAAGCCGUCCUGGAAGCUGGCCCGGAACAUCUUCUACAUGCCUUACUGGAUGAUCUACGGGGAGGUGUUCGCGGACCAGAUAGACCUCUACGCCAUGGAGAUUAACCCUCCCUGUGGCCAGGACCUGUAUGACGAGGAAGGCAAGCGGCUGCCGCCCUGCAUCCCGGGCGCAUGGCUCACGCCGGCCCUCAUGGCCUGCUACCUGCUGGUGGCCAACAUCCUCCUGGUGAACCUGCUCAUCGCCGUCUUCAACAAUACCUUCUUCGAAGUGAAGUCGAUAUCCAACCAGGUGUGGAAGUUCCAGAGGUACCAGCUGAUCAUGACCUUCCACGACAGGCCCGUCCUGCCCCCACCCAUGAUCGUGCUGAGCCACGUCUACAUCCUCGCCAUGCGGCUCAGCGCGCGCUGCAGGAAGAAGCGGGAAGGGGACCCGGAGGAGCGUGACCGCGGGCUGAAGCUGUUUCUGAGCGAGGAGGAGCUGAAGAGGUUGCACGAGUUCGAGGAGCUGUGUGUGCAGGAGCACUUCCGGGAGAAGGAGGACGAGCAGCAGUCGUCCAGCGAGGAGCGCAUCCGCGUUACCAGCGAGAGAGUUGAAAACAUGUCCAUGAGGCUGGAGGAAAUCAACGAGAGAGAAACCUUCAUGAAAACGUCCCUCCAAACGGUGGACCUCCGGCUGUCACAGCUGGAAGAGCUGUCUGGCCGGAUGGUGAAUGCGCUCGAGAACCUGGCAGGCAUCGACAGGUCAGACCUGGUCCCAACGCGGUCACGGGCCUCGUCAGAAUGUGACGCCACCUUCCUCCUGAGGCAGGGCAGCGUCCACAGCGCCGACGGCUACAGCCUGUACCGCUACCACUUCGACGGGGAGGGGCUGCUCCUGGAGGACACGGCUGGCCCGGUCAGGACAAGAACCUGCUCCUUCCGAGUGACAGAGAAGGACGUGAGGAUGCAGCCGGUCCCAGGGCAGCGGGGCAGCCUCCGUCUGGUGCCGGGUGUUCCAGCAGCUCCCAAUGGUGGUGGCCGUGCAGUGGCCACAGCACAGGACACCACAGAGCCCAUGCCAGGCCCAGAUGUCAGAAUUUCAACCAAAGACGAGAGGGAAGCAGACUUCGAGAGAGAGGAGGCACCUCCCCCCACAGCAAAGGAACGAGAUGCCAUGCGUAGACAGCUCCCGUCGGGUCUCCCAGACGCUCAGCUGACAGAGGAAAGGAUGAAGGGGGAGGCCGCUGUGCCCCAUCCCCUGGGAGAAACCCAAAUCACACGCUAUUACCCGGGCGAGACACCCAGUGCCUGCAAGGCCGUGAAGUCCAGGAGCCUUGUGUGCUCCCAGGGGCGGAGGGGCAGCAGGGCGGGCCAGUGCGCCGCCGAGUACAGCUCGGUGGCCAGUAGGCGGUGGACCUGCCAGGUGCAGAUCACGCGGGCCUGGAGCACUGACCUCCCUUCCCUCCCGUGGGAUGCUGCGUGGCAGGCUGAGCCCACAGAGCGGCUCCCAAGGGCCCAGGGCAGAAGCCACACUCCUGGAACAGCCUCCCCGAUCUCCUGCUUUCCCCUGGAGGCUGCUGACAGAACCCCGCGAGAGAGCCUCCUGUCUGUGCAGCCUACCCCAUCCUGGGGACCCCCGGCUCUGCGGUCUAAAAGCUUGCAUGGCCGUCCUAGGAAUGCUGGAUCCGGCCCGGGGCAGUUAGACAGACGCGGACUUGCCGGCAGUGUGGGCAAUCUGCCAGUUGUGUCUGGGAUUACGAUGGAAGAACAAGAAGUCAAACAAGGGGAAAACGCCACCAGAACGGGACGCUAACCUGUUUGUUUGCUUUUUAAAAAGUCAGAACCACCCAUGGGCGCCAUCUUUACAUCAUCAAUUUCUGAAGACAUUUUCAUUAAAAAUUGGCGGAAAUUUAGACAUCCUUUAAAACUGCAUGUGCUAAGACUUAAAAGUUGCGUUUUGUUAGCGCAUUAGUAAACCACACGGGUGAGGUGGAGUACGACUGAACAAAAGUGCCGCGUCAAUCAAGAGUUUAUGAUCUUUUCCUUCAGGGAGGCUACUGAAAAGCGUAAGAAAAGACUGUAUUUAGCCACCUUUGGUGGGGAAAGGAGUGAGGACUGCAGGGAACAGCAGUCAUGAGCGAGGCGGAGUGGGCGGGAGAGGACCCCCACAAGGUGCAUGAAGGGGAGGGGCCCAGGCACCCUGUGUGUCCCGGGCUUUCUGCUUUGUUACAUGAUUUAAGUUACUGGAUGGAAAAACACUUCCGUCCUUUAAGUGACCAAGAGUUUUGUCAAUAUGUAACAGUAAAUUAUCCAAUAACACUUGAAGUGACCGAUGGCUCUGUUAACAUGUAACAAUAAAGUGUCCAGUAGACUUCAGUGACCACGCUUGUUACUGUGAGACAAAGCACCCACGUUCCUGCUUCUCCCACCGGCACGGCCCUGCAGCAGGGUACAAGGUGCGGUCCUCAGGGGAGUUCGACCGCACCAUCACGCAGGCCCCACGCCCCCACUCCUGACCCCACACCAAAGAACAGACGGGCAGAACGGGCCUCCCCGGGACAGCAGAGGGUGGUUGGACCCGGGAACCCCUCUCCCGCAUGUCCACGGGUGCAGUGUCCGCCCACUGCAGGGUGGGUGACAGGGCAGGAAUGGGAGGUCACCCGAGGUGCAGACCGUCGGACCCUGUAACCUAGCAGGCGUAGAGAUGGAGUCAGAGACAGAGAGACAGACAGCAGCCCCGCUGCACCGAGGAGGUGGGCGGGAUGUGACUUCUUUUCCUUGCAGGAGACUGAGUCCCAUCUGCUUCCCUGAACGGGGCUGGGUUUGUCAGGAAGGGCAGGCAUGCCGGCCCUCCAGUCCCCACCUUCCCGUCCUCUCGGGGCCGCGUCGUCCAGGCAACCCCAGGGCCAGGCGGAAUACAGGUCCAGCGUGUGGGCAGCGCGGGCCCACGCUGCCGAGA